AUGGCAUACGAUAAUACAGUAGUGGAACCGAUUGCUAUCAUCGGCACUGGAUGUCGACUCCCCGGCGGCUCCUCUUCGCCUUCGCGCCUGUGGACCUUGCUCAAGAACCCGCGGGUCGUGGCAUCGGAAACUCCUGGCGAUCGGUUCGAUAUCAACGCAUUCUACCACGAGGAUCCGGGCUAUCCAGGCACGACCAAUAGCAAAGAAGCGUACUAUAUUUCGGAUGACCCCCGACCAUUCGACGCGCCGUUCUUCAACAUCUCCGCCACUGAAGCAGAGAGUAUUGACCCACAGCAAAGACAGCUCCUUGAGACAGUAUAUGAGUCUCUCGAAUCCGCGGGGCUCCGUCUGGAUGCUCUUCAAGGUUCGUCCACGGGCAUUUUCUGCGGCGUGAUGAACAACGACUGGGGUGAGCUGCAGUCAGCCGACUAUAAAUCUCUCCCGCAAUAUCUGGCCACUGGAGCCGCACGGAGCAUUAUUGCAAAUCGUAUCUCAUAUUUCUUUGACUGGCACGGGCCCUCUGUUGUCGUUGAUACUGCUUGCUCAUCAAGCAUGGUGGCGCUGCACCAUGCAGUGACUGCGCUGCAACAGAACGAAUGUACGCUAGCCUUGGCAACAGGUACCAAUCUCAUCCAGGCACCAAAUAUCUUUAUCUCUACCACAAAGAUCCAGAUGCUUUCACCGACAGGGCGAAGCCGCAUGUGGGAUGCCAACGCGGAUGGUUACGCGCGCGGGGAGGGGGUCAUAUCAAUUGUUCUGAAACGAUUAAGUGAUGCGAUCAGGGACGGGGAUGACAUUGAGUGUGUUAUUAGGGCAACGGGCACCAACCAGGAUGGACGAACAAUGGGGUUGACCAUGCCGUCUAGCGUCUCCCAGCUGCAGCUGAUUCAAAGCACGUACGCACGCGCAGGAUUAGAUCCACGGCGAGUGCAGGAUCGUUGCCAAUAUUUCGAAGCCCACGGAACAGGUACACUGGCUGGUGAUCCUCAGGAGGCGGCUGCCAUUCACCAUGCAUUCUUCGGGCCUCCUGCUAGCCCGGAAAAAAAUGGCGUCUACAAUGGGUGUGAUGUGAGCGUGAACGGGGCCGCUAACGGGGCCUUUGCUGAUGACAACGAUAUCCUCCUGGUUGGUUCAGUCAAAACUGUUGUCGGCCACACAGAAGGUACCGCUGGGUUGGCAGGUAUUAUCAAGGCGUCACUGAAUUUGCAGCAUGGACUGAUUUCCCCCAAUCUUCUUUUUGAGACGCUAAACCCAGCUCUGGAGCCGUUUGCCUCGCACCUCAAAGUCGUCACUGAACUUACACCCUGGCCUUCUCUCCCCACUGGCGCUCCAAGGCGAGUAUCAGUCAAUUCUUUUGGAUUUGGCGGUACAAACGCCCAUGCUAUUCUUGAGAGUUACGAUGCCAAUGUGAAAGAGAGCGGUAGCACUGUUGCAGCCGGACAGUCGCUGACAGCAGCCUUGCUUCCAUUUGUCUUCUCGGCGGCAUCGGAGGGCUCACUUGCAGCAGUUCUAAAUUCCUAUGCUGGAUAUUUAAAGGGCAAACCCGCUCUGAACCUCGUCGACUUUGCGGUAACUCUUCUCCGGCGCCGCUCAGCUCUAAAGUUCCGCGUUAGUCUCUGGGCUUCUAGCACCGAGGAACUGAUUGGCAAGAUGGAAGAGGAGGCCGAGGCCAUUGGCAAAAGAACGAAGACAACCAACAGCCGCCGGUGCUCUGACACGCCACGGAUAUUGGGAGUCUUCACUGGACAAGGUGCCCAGUGGACACAGAUGGGAUGGGAGCUAGUCGGGGCUUCUCCAGUCGCCCGCGCCUGGCUUGAAGAAAUGCAAAACUCUCUGAAUGACCUCCCGACCAAGUAUCGGCCAUCCUUUUCCUUGACUGGUGAAUUGUCCAACUCGGUGUCCAAGAUGAAAAGUGCCACCCUAUCCCAGCCACUUUGUACUGCGCUCCAGAUCAUCAUUGUCAACUUUCUGAGGGCGAUAGGGGUCUCUUUCACCUCAGUAAUCGGUCACUCCUCGGGCGAGAUUGCUGCUGCCUAUGCAGCAGGAUACCUCACUGCCACAGACGCAAUCCGUAUUGCGUACUUGCGAGGAUUUAUGGCGUCAAGGGCGGGUGGGAGAAACAGUCAACCAGGUGCAAUGCUCGCUGCUGGUGUAUCUGCGCAAGAAGCUGCAGACAUCUGCGCCAAGUCUAAAGGUACAAUCACAGUUGCUGCGGAGAAUGCGCCUUUUAGCGUGACUUUCUCUGGUGACGCCAAUGCUAUACAGUCACUGGAGAAAAAGUUAAAAGAUGAAAAUAAAUUCUGCCGUAUCCUGCAAGUUGACACAGCCUACCAUUCUCACCACAUGGAGCCCUGCUGCAGGCCUUACCUGGACGCGUUAGAGGAAUGUAAUAUCAGUGUAAAGGAUGCCAUCAGUGGCAUAACAUGGUAUUCGUCCGUACACCCGGGUGAUUAUAUAGAUUCGGCUUCGCUGCGUGGUGCCUAUUGGAUCGAGAAUAUGGCCAUGCCCGUACUAUUUUCACAAGCCGUGGCACACGCACUCGAUGAGGGCGACUCUCCGCCAGAUUUUGUCAUUGAAGUUGGUCCACAUCCAGCUCUUAAAGGUCCAGUGCAACAGAAUAUUGCGGAAUUCUUCCCGGCGGCAUCAAACGUGACCUAUCUUGCACCGUGCAUCCGCGGCUCGAGCAGUAUCGCCUCUCUAAGCAAUGUAAUUGGAAGUCUAUGGGAGACCAUAGGAGCUGGAGCAAUUGACACCACAAGAUAUCUCCGUCUAUUCGGCUUGGGACAGGCAAAGUUCAUCAAAGACUUUCCCACCUACCCAUUCGAUCACAGCAGAUCCUACCUUGCUCAAUCUCGCAUGAUCAAGAACCACCUGCACAAGCGCAGUGUGCCCCAUCCCCUUCUAGGGAGCUUGGAACCGGAGAGUGCCGAUGGAGAGUGGCGCUGGCGGCAUUACAUCCGGCAGAAGGACCUUGACUGGCUUAACGGACACUGUAUACAAGCACAACCCGUGUUUCCUGCAACUGGGUACAUUGUCAUGGCGCUGGAGGCUGCAUCUUCACUCAGCAGCAGGUCCAUUCAAUCCAUACAACUUGGCGAUGUCGCUAUCCACCAGGCUAUCACCCUACCGGAAAAUGAAGCAGAGGGCGUGGAGACCUUGUUCAGAUUCAACAGAAUGGAGACCACUGACGAAAUGACUUCUGGGACCUUUCACAUACACGCCAGUACAGGGGACGCGUUCCAACUUCGUGCGUCCGGGCAAAUGAUUAUUUCCUGGGGAGCGCCGAACCCCGACCUUUUGGCACAGUCUAGUGGGUCAGGAAGUGCUGGUAUGAGUGCCGUUGAUGUCGAUGAGCUGUAUGCAUUUUUGGCCAAAGUAGGAUACGGAUAUAGCGGCGUCUUCCGCGGCAUCCGCUCGUUGUAUCGGCAGAAGGACGCUUCCCAUGGUGAGAUACAAGACGUCCUUCCUGAUGGUAAGCCAUGCCGUUUUCUGCUGCACCCUGCACUCCUCGAUUGCACUUUGCAGACAAUGCUUGGCGCUAUUGGAGCUCCCGAUGAUGGCGAGCUCUACACCUUGCUCGUGCCCACUCGCAUCAAGUCAGUGAUAGUGAAUUCUGCCUUGUGUAGAAACCCAACCGGGGAAACAUUUCUCUCCAACGCCAACGUGACCCAGAUUGAUGCAGAUGGCAUAUCCGGGGAUGUGAGUUUGUUCACGCACAACAAUGAGGGUAUAGUCCAAAUGGAGGGCGUUGAGAUUGCCCCCCUCGUCCAGCCACCAACAGAGCGGGUAGUUUUCUCCAAGCUCGCAUGGGGUCCAUUGAACCCAGGGCACGGGUCCUUUGCAGAUCCUGUCGACUUUUCCACCCAUGCACUGACCAUGGAACAUGUUGCAUUGCUAUAUAUAAAGCUGGUAAACUCCCAACUCACCGACGAUGAACGACGCAACCUAGCUCAAGACCACCAUCGCUCCCGGCUGGCAGCCUGGAUUGACCGGACCUUGACCAAGACCUCCGCGGGAGAGCAUCCGAUCCUGCACAAGGACUGGAUGAACGGAACCCAGGCGGACCUGGACACUUUGUUAGCAGAGGCGUCCGGCUCCGUCAUGGCUGAGAUUGCCAAUGUGGUGGGGACGACGCUGCGGCGGUUCUUCCGCGGCGAAGCUUCUAUUUUAGAGGAAGUGCGCAAAAACGACGUCCUCACCCGGUUCUACAGACACGAUGUAGAGACUGAGAUGAUGAACGAGCGGCUGGGACGUAUCGUGGGCCAGCUGGCGUUCAGAUACCCUCGCAUGAAAAUCCUGGAGAUCGGUGCGGGCACGGGUUCGGCAACGCAUUCAAUUCUAGAGAAUAUCGGGCGCUCAUAUCACUCGUAUACAUUCACUGAUAUCUCAGUGGGGUUCUUUGAGGAGGCUCGCUCUGCGUUUGCCGCACAUGAAGAUCGGUUUCUCUUCGCGCCCUUGAAUGUGGAGAUUGAUCCUGCUCAUCAAAACUUCGAAGCACAUAGCUACGACCUGAUCGUUGCAGCCAACUGCCUGCAUGCCACGCGGUCAAUGGUCGAGACCAUGGCCCAUGUCCGCAGCUUGCUCAAGCCGGGCGGAUACUUAGUGAUGCUGGAAAUCACCAACCUCGAUGCUAUCCGGGCAACCUUCCUAAUGGGUGGGUUCGAAGGCUGGUGGGCUGGCGAGAAAGAUGGGCGCAUCUGGGGUCCAAUGCUGGACGUUCUGACUUGGGAACAGCUUCUGCGUGACUCGGGCUUCGGCGGUAUUGAUUUACGUGUUGGCCUUGGGGACCCAAAAUUGUGCCUGUAUGAAGUCCUGGUCGCGCAAGCGGUAAAUGAUCAGGUCAAUCUGCUUCGUGAGCCAUUGUCGGCCCAGGCAGAAACACACACGCAGCAGCAGUGGGGAGACCUCUUGAUUCUGGGUGGUUCAACAGCAAAGACCUCAGCGCUUGUAAAAGAGCUGGGUCAGAUGCUGAAGGCUCGCUUUCAUCUAGUUCUUGUCGCACCGACCCUUGAGUCUCUCUCCCUGACCGGUUGCUCUCAGCUAUCCGUAUUAUGCCUUACAGACAUGGAUAGCCCAUGCUUCCGAGGCCUCACCGAACAGCGUCUUCAAGCACUCCAGAUGCUGAUCUCAGUCACCCACAAACUGCUUUGGGUCACUGCUGGACCCGAGAGUGACUGCCUCGACCUAGGCCUGACCAAGGGCUGGCUGAGGUCUCUCGCGUACGAGCGCAGAGAAUCCUUACACCAGUACCUGAAUGUUGAGAAUGCAGACGCUGUUACUGCAGAGCUCCUUGCCACAACACUGAUGCGCCUUGUUUAUACAGAAAGUGGCAACGACUACAUGCUGUCAAGACUCGUACACGCAACCGAACAUGAGAUGUAUUUCCGAAAUGGAAGGAUGGAUAUCUGCCGUCUGCAGUACGAGAAUGACAUGAAUCAGCGGUACCUCUCCGCACGGCAAUGGCUAUCGAAACAGGUGAGAGCGACGGACGAAAUAUCGGUUGUGCCAGUGGGUAAGAACAGAUACAAGCUGCGUGUUGGUACAGGUGAAAGGCAGCUUCUGCGCUGCCAGAGCGUGGAUGGUGUCCGCAUCCACGUCCAGUAUUCAACGGUCAGCGCAGUACCCGUAGGCGAUGGGUUUCUGCACCUGGUUUUGGGGGAGGAUAAAUCCACCGGGGCGAGACUGAUUGCCCUAACCGAACGAUAUGAGAACACCAUCGAGUGUCCGGAAAGCUGGACCUUCAAAGUGCGGCAUGAGAUUCUGGCUGGAAAAGAAGCCCUAUUUCUUGGGAUACUCGCAGGCGUCCUGUUGGCCGCCUACCUUGUCGACAAGACUCCUCCUCAUUCUACUUUGUUUGUCCACAAAGCUGGCCCUGCGCUUUGCAACGCCAUCUGGACCCGGGCACUGGGCAAGAAUGUGAAUCCGUUCUUUACUACAGAUACCCCGACUUCCAAGACGCAGAAUACAACUUUCGUCCAUCCAAGGGUUUCAACCCGCAGGUUAAAGGAGCUCCUGCCGCGCAACAUCGCCGUUGCCGCUGCUCUUGAUGGAAAUACAACCGAUGGGGUCAGUUCCAGAGUGAAGGGCCUGCUGUCCCUGCCCGUAAGAGUAGAGACCUUGGAAACACUCUAUCGUUCCUCGCCUCUACGUCCAGUAUGCGGCGACACUGAAAUCCACGACCUGCUUCAGAGUUCGUGUUUACUGGCGACUCGACUGUCCGACAUGGAUCAGCAGGUCACAGUUGUAGGUAUUGACACCGUCGCCAAUCAGGACGUUCAACCGGACCAUAUUUUGAACUGGAAUCCAUCUUCCCCUUUUGAAGCUCAGGUCAAACCGGUCACUUCACUUGUCACAUUAUCUGCAAGCAAAACGUAUAUACUGGCCGGGAUGACGGGAGACCUUGGACAGUCCAUCUGCGAGUGGAUGGUGAGCAAAGGCGCUCGACAUGUCGUUCUAGCGAGUAGGACGCCAAAGGUCGCUCCGGACUGGAUCCGGACCAUGGCUAGAAAAAGCGCGCGAGUGUUAUCACUGCCCAUGCAAGUCCUCCGUAUUGUCUCAAGCAUGCGCACAGUUUUAAUCGUCUACCGCACUAUCCAGCAGCAGCAAUUCCCCGCCGUAGGAGGCGUGGUAAACGGAGCCCUCGUCCUCGAAGAUCGUCUUUUUGAGCAGAUGACUCUAGAUGUAAUGCAGUCGACCUUUGCGGCCAAAGUCCAAGGAAGCAUGCUGCUGGACGAACUCUCUGGCCCCGACGUCGACCUUGAUUUCUUUAUCCUCUUCGGCUCCAUCACGGGCGUCGUCGGUAACUUCAAACAAACCGCGUACUCGGCGGCAACAGGAUUUCAAUCCUCGCUAAUCCACGCUCGUCGCGCCCGUGGCCUCGUCGGGAGCAUCAUCCAUCCAGGUCUCAUCAGCGGCGUUGGCUACAUAACACGGAAGGGAAGCCGGUGGGUUCAACAUGUCCGCAAGACGACAGGCUCUCUCCUUCUCUCCGAGAGAGAUAUUGAUAAGCUCUUCGCCGAGGCAAUCCUUGCUGGACGGCCUGAGUGCGACUCGGAUCCUGAGAUAGUUAUCGGGUUACCGCUCAUCGAUCUUGAACAGCAUCCGGAUAUCUUCUGGAGCUCCAAUCCGCUGACCUGGGAUUUUAUUGAUUACAGCAUCAAAUCAACAUCACAACUAGGAGGUACCUUGCAUUCGCGAGGCUCACUCAAAGCGGUCCUCCAGUCCGACUCAAUCUCCUCUAUCGAGGACAUUACGCCGAUCGUCUCAGAAGCCCUGAUCGCCAAGGUCCGUAGCAAGUUCAGCGUAUCGGCUAAUACGAUAGUCAGCCCCUCGACGCAACUUACAGACUUAGGGGUCGACUCACUCGUAGCGGUCGAUAUCAGGACAUGGUUUGCAACGGAGUUGGCGGUGGAUAUACCUCUGCUUCAAAUCCUGGGUGGAGCGUCGAUCGAAGAAUUAACAGCUACAGCUGUGGCUAAGCUUCCAGCGGGUGUAGACCUAAUUGACGAUGAUUCUGUACUGGGCACUGUAUAA
Aspergillus nidulans FGSC A4 is the source of this 7533-nucleotide messenger RNA. RefSeq names its product non-reducing polyketide synthase pyr2 (gene pyr2). Lineage: Eukaryota; Fungi; Ascomycota; Eurotiomycetes; Eurotiales; Aspergillaceae. Gene Ontology annotation, biological process: secondary metabolite biosynthetic process; fatty acid biosynthetic process. The transcript has 3 exons. The coding region runs from base 1 to 7533 and encodes 2510 amino acids. Gene Ontology annotation, molecular function: acyltransferase activity; 3-oxoacyl-[acyl-carrier-protein] synthase activity; transferase activity. The record is from RefSeq and is a predicted model, not a curated record.